GCUGAAAUGACCUGAGGAAGUUAGCGAGUGUCUUCUCUCUUUCAGUAGGUUUAUAGUUUUUUUUCUGCUGUGUUUCUGCUCGAAACUCUGCAUUCAGUUUGAAUCGAAAUGGCUUCGCUAGCACCUGUAAAGGUUCAGGUGGGAAAUAAUUCACUUCGGAGCGUUUUAGUCCCGCUAAUGAAGCUGAAGGGCGGUAGCUAAAGUUAGCUUUGACAGAGCUCCCACAGACAGACGUGGUGAUCGCGGUCGAGGAGGUGCCAUGGAUAAAGUGAGGAAGAUCCUGGUGUAUGUGUGUAAGGACCGAGCGGCUCCACAGCGAGCUCAGUUCGUGCAGAGUAUAACGGGGCACUUCACUGACAGCGCCGAUGAUGAGGUGGAGGUGAGCUGCACGCUGGAGAAAAAUCAGUUCAUUCUUUACAAAGGAGACAGAGGUCAAAGGGUCCCUCUGAAGAGGCCUGCCUUCUGUCCCAUCAAACACCUGCCAGCCACAGAGGCAGCUGCAAUCCCACAGGAUGUUCAACAGCGUGGCGUGGAUGUGGGCGUGGCCAUCAUCCUACAGACAGCCAAUCAGAGAGUGCUGCUGACUAGGCGGGCGAAGGAGCUUCGGAUAUUUCCCAACGUCUGGGUUCCUCCAGGUGGCCAUGUGGAGCUAGAUGAGACGCUUCUGGAUGCAGGUCUCAGGGAGCUACACGAGGAAACUGGACUCAAACUGGAACCGGAGCAAGUUUCUCCAAAAAUCCUGGGACUGUGGGAGUCGGUGUUUCCUCCCAUGCUGUCCAGAGGUCUUCCUCAGAGACAUCACAUAGUCAUCUACAUGCUGCUGCACUCGUCCCUCACUCACCUGCAGCUACAGCCCUCUCUCAGGCCUUCGCCUGCUGAGGUCAGUGCCUGUCUGUGGGCUGACAGCCGGCUGGUCAGAGCCAUCGUGUCUGCUGUGGACGGCGAGGAUGCCGAGGUUCGGCUGGACGACCAGCCGGAUAGCAUCAGUGUGUCGCAGAUGUCUGCAGAUGGCGCUCUGACUGAGUCUUUGAUGCCACUGGCGGUCUUCAUCAGUCGGGCGCCAGCCAGCGGUCCCGAUGUGGAGCGGGUCAGCACCGGGACCAAGUUUGCCCUGGAGCUGUGGCUCAGGACCUUGGAUGAGCCUGACCUCUGACCUUGAGCCGCCAUCUAAAACCCCACCCUGCAGGCAUCAGGAAGGACACGCCAGGAUGAGAGAAAUGAUUUUGCUGUGAAUCCCACUGCUGUUCUACACAGAAACAUUUAAAAUAGAAAUGACUUUCUA
This is a messenger RNA of Archocentrus centrarchus (flier cichlid), 1282 nucleotides long. RefSeq names its product nucleoside diphosphate-linked moiety X motif 17-like. The record is from RefSeq and is a predicted model, not a curated record. Gene Ontology annotation, molecular function: NADH pyrophosphatase activity. Gene Ontology annotation, cellular component: peroxisome; cytosol. NCBI's taxonomy places the organism in Eukaryota, Metazoa, Chordata, Actinopteri, Cichliformes, Cichlidae. Gene Ontology annotation, biological process: NAD+ catabolic process; NADP+ catabolic process. The transcript has 9 exons. The coding region runs from base 260 to 1153 and encodes 297 amino acids.